GUCAAAUUGUUUUAUUUUGUUAACACAUAGGUUAAAUUCGGCGAUUUUUUUUGAAAAUAAAUAUAACGAAUCGCUUUUUGGUUGAUUGGCUUAAUCAAAAAUAUGUUGCGAUUAAGUAAUUCAAUUCUUCAGUCAAAAGGUUUUACGAUCGUAAAUAGUCAACUAAGAUAUUUGUUCUCUUGGGAAGAAUUGGGCAUCGAAGGAUACAAACAUGCAAGAACUGAUGUUGAGAAUCUUGUCGCCAAUCAUUCUGAUUACAAAAAAAAUUUCCGAAAACAUUUUAUUGAUAAUCAAUGCGACAUGGUGAAAUAUGAGAAUAAAUUAAAAGACUUGAUUUAUAUGAUAAAUAAAAAUUCGGAUGACAUUCGUAUUCUCAAAGGUGCAUUGAAUACAUUAGUACAAAAACGAAAAGGAUAUAUGGGCAAAAAGUAUUGUUUCAGUACGGUGAUAAUGCGAGCAUUUCAUUAUUUAAAUAUGCCAGUUGAAGCAAUUAAAUUUUUUGACGAUAAAAUCAUUGGUCAACUAUUUACUGACAAUAUUGGUCAUCAAGUUCUGUUGGACAUGCUAUAUGAAAAUAAAAAAUAUGAUGACGUACUUCGUGUUUAUGAAUCUUUAGAUAAACGAGGACAUUUGAGGGGUAACAAUAGAAGACAUCUCGAUGUUAUAGUAUUGGCAACAUACUAUCGAUUGAAUACGCCAGAAGCUCUAAAGCAGGCGUAUGCCUUAUGGAAAGAGAUGCAAUCAAAUGGAAGUCAUCAAUAUCGCAAAAGUCGAACGUUCGUUGCUGGAUUGGCCAUAAAACAAAAUGAACCUCAACUAGCUUUGGACAUUAUCGAAGAUGAAGAGCAACAAUUGUAUGUUAAUAAUCGUCACAUUUUGUUAUUGGCAUGGGCACAAUUGCAACGAUACACAGAUAUCAUUGAAAUGUUAAAAUAUUUAUUUGAAAUUCACAAAAAUGAUGGAAAGAGUUAUACAACAUCAAUACAAGUCCUCCAAGUAAUAGAAGAAUUAUUUACUGGGAAGCAAGACGAAGAAAUUUCCGACAGAGAAAUUGCUGAAUUUAUUUCGAUACGUGAAUCAAUAGAGUUAGAAAAUCUGGUCACAAAAAAGACAUUUGAUGAACUGAUAUGUGCACCGUUUUCCACAAAACCAUCAAGAAAUAUUUAUUUCAAACUUAAAGGAUAGAACAAAUCAACCAUGUUCGUCUUUUAAACGACACCAACAUAAGUUUGGAAACUGUUGAUAAGUGUAAAUAAAUUUAUUCUUAUAAAAUUAAAACUAUCA
Messenger RNA from Contarinia nasturtii (swede midge), 1284 nucleotides. Its product is annotated as pentatricopeptide repeat-containing protein 2, mitochondrial-like. Gene Ontology annotation, cellular component: mitochondrion. The coding region runs from base 103 to 1185 and encodes 360 amino acids. NCBI's taxonomy places the organism in Eukaryota, Metazoa, Arthropoda, Insecta, Diptera, Cecidomyiidae. Gene Ontology annotation, biological process: multicellular organism development; regulation of mRNA processing; mitochondrion organization. The transcript is spliced from 7 exons. The record is from RefSeq and is a predicted model, not a curated record. Gene Ontology annotation, molecular function: RNA binding.